AAGUGUUCAAAUGUAGUAUUUGUAUUCUAGUGCAUGAAUAAGGACAGACCUGAGGGUUAGUGUGAUUACUGUAUCAAAUCACAAACAUAGAACUACUACUGCUUUACCAGAGGUGUCGACAUAAAACCAUUGAGUUUAACAAUGCAAAUAACAUUUUAAAUUUACAAAAUCGAAACAGGUGAUACGCUCUUUUUGCGAAUUGAGGAAAAUCACGUGAAUUGUUACAUCUUUUCAGAAAAAAAAACAUUAAGGAUAAUUUAAGUGAGACAAUAACGCAUGAAAAGAAAGAUGCAGGAAUGAAAAAUAUUGGUCGGAAACUGUAACAUUAGAUAAAGAAGCAUUGCGGUUUAAAUUGCAAGUGUUAUAGAAGUGUUAAGUAGCGUUUGUUCUUAGAAUGGAGGUGAACAGUGUACUUGUGACUGGAGCUAACCGAGGUCUGGGACUGGAGUUCGUGAAACAGUUUCUGUCCCUUCCUAACUCUCCAAAACACGUGUUUGCAGGAUGCAGAAAUCCAGACAAAGCAGAGGCUUUACAGGAUCUACAGAAAAUUCACAAAAACUUGACAGUGAUCUUAAUAGAUCUAAAUGACACGAGUAAACUUCAAGAAACAGUCAAGGUUGUCCAAGGAAAACUUGGUGAAGGUCAAGGACUGAAUAUUCUUCUUAAUAAUGCUGCUGUUGCCAGUGGCGACAAUCUAGAGAAAGUCAACCAAGAAUCGAUGAUCGACAACUUUAGAAUAAAUGCGGUUGGUCCAUUAAUGGUUUCAAAGGCUUUCCUUCCGUUGCUUCGGUCUGCGGCGUCACACGGAGGCUCUCUGUCUGUUACAAACGCAGCAAUAAUAAACAUCAGUACUGGUGUGGCCUCCAUAACUGAGAACGACACCGGUGGAGGUUAUCCCUACAGAACAUCAAAGGCAGCUCUGAAUAUGAUAACAAAGAACCUGAGUGUCGAUUUGAAGAAAGACAACAUUCUUGUUGCGGCAGUUCACCCAGGAUGGCUGAAGACAGACAUGGGAGGAACAAGGGCUACCAUGGAAACUGACGAGAUGGCGAAAAAACUCCUAGACCUAAUGGCAACCUUUCAGAGCGAGGAUUAUACUGGAAAGUUGUACCAUUUUAGUGGAAGAGUUAUGCCGUUCUGAUGU
Molecule: messenger RNA, 1144 nt
Organism: Mya arenaria
Lineage: Eukaryota; Metazoa; Mollusca; Bivalvia; Myida; Myidae
Product: C-factor-like
Exons: 5
Coding region: 395-1141 (248 amino acids)
Source: RefSeq, a predicted model, not a curated record